This is a messenger RNA of Diospyros lotus (date-plum), 9537 nucleotides long. Its product is annotated as BEACH domain-containing protein C2. The transcript is spliced from 32 exons. NCBI's taxonomy places the organism in Eukaryota, Viridiplantae, Streptophyta, Magnoliopsida, Ericales, Ebenaceae. The record is from RefSeq and is a predicted model, not a curated record. Gene Ontology annotation, molecular function: protein binding. Bases 217 to 9177 code for a protein of 2986 amino acids.
GCCCAUUUGCUGUCUCUGGCGCUCAGCUUCCCCCUUCUAUUUCGAGUACGCUGUCAAACUCUCGCCCCCGAUUAUUUCACCUCUCUCUGUCUCUCUCUAUCUCCGAAUCAUAUUUUUUUCCAUUUUCUCCGAUCAGAUUCAAGCCGUCCGUCGCUUCGGAUCCAAAGGUCUCUUGGCUUGUAAAUAGUUUGGAUGAAGAUUUACUAAGCUAAUAUAAUGGAAGAGGAAGAAACACUAGAACGGCGGGAAUUUUCUGAGAAGCAUUUAGAUAAUCAUGAAGAAGGCAGGAUCAUGGAUGAAACAAUAGGGACAUCUCACACAGAAGAUGUUAACACUACCAGGAAUAAUAAGGAUGUCAUAGAUAGAAAUCUAGUUUUGCAAGGUGUAAAUUCUGUAACUACAGUUCUGGAUGAUGGUCAGUUUGAGCAGGUAUCUUUAAAAGACCAGGGUGAUCACGGGAAUUUGAUUCAAUCUCACAGUUCAGGUAAUUUGGGGCACUCAUCUGGUGGUGUUAAGGAGGCACAUGAAUUUUCAUCUGGAGAAUUUUCUAUGGAGUUUCAUUCUCCCUGUGCUGCUGGGAUGCAUCAUGAUCGCCAUAGUUCAAGCCCUGGGCCUGAAAGACAAUCUUUAUCUGAUAUUCAACAAUCAUCCUCUUCAACAAGUCUUGAUUCUGCUUUGCAUUUAUACACCGAGGGUGCGCACUCUCCCAUUGGUUCUCCACAGAAGCCUAAGCCUAAACCUGUGAUGCCGAAUGUGUCCCCAGAACUUCUGCAUUUAGUUGAUUCUGCUAUUAUGGGAAAACCUGAAAGCUUGGAGAAACUGAAGAAUGUUGUGAGUGGUGUUGAGAGUUUUGGAAAUGGAGAGGAUUCUGAGAGUAUUGCUUUCUUGGUAGUUGAUUCACUUCUUGCCACAAUGGGAGGUGUUGAAUCUUUUGAGGAGGAUGAGGAUAACAAUCCUCCUAGUGUUAUGCUAAACUCCAGAGCUGCAAUUGUAGCAGCUGAGCUUAUCCCUUGGCUUCCUUGGCAUGGAGAACUGGAGGAUUUCAUGUCCCCCAGGACACGAAUGGUUAGAGGACUGCUUGCCAUAUUGCGUGCCUGCACAAGAAACAGGGCAAUGUGUUCCACAGCUGGUUUGCUGGGAGUUCUUUUGCAGUCAGCUGAGAAGAUAUUUCUCAAGGAUAUUGGUUCAACAGAGCAAUUGAAAUGGGAUGCAACACCUUUAUGUUAUUGUAUCCAGUACUUAGCAUCGCAUUCCCUUAGUGUAAUUGACUUGCACAGAUGGUUUGAGGUCAUCAGAAGAACUAUUACAUCUACAUGGGCAGCUCGUUUAAUGCUUUCUUUGGAAAAGGCCAUUGGUGGGAAGGAAUCAAGAGGCCCAGCUUAUACAUUUGAGUUUGAUGGUGAAAGCUCUGGUUUGCUUGGUCCAGGAGAGAGCCGUUGGCCAUUCACCAAUGGAUAUGCAUUCGCGACUUGGAUCUACAUUGAAUCAUUUGCAGACACUUUGAAUGCAGCAACAGCUGCUGCUGCAAUUGCUGCUGCAGCUGCAGCUAAAUCUGGGAAAUCAUCAGCCAUGUCAGCUGCUGCUGCUGCCAGUGCACUUGCUGGUGAAGGCACAGCACACAUGCCACGGUUAUUCAGCUUCUUAUCUGCUGAUAAUCAGGGAAUGGAGGCAUACUUUCAUGCUCAAUUUUUGGUGGUUGAAGUUGGUGGUGGAAAGGGAAAGAAAGCUUCCUUGCAUUUUACCCAUGCAUUCAAGCCUCAAUGUUGGUAUUUUGUUGGUUUGGAGCAUACUUGUAAGCAGGGGUUACUUGGGAAGGCAGAGAGUGAGUUAAGGUUGUAUAUAGAUGGAUCCUUGUACGAAAGCCGUCCUUUUGAUUUCCCACGAAUCUCAAAGCCUCUUGCUUUUUGCUGCAUUGGGACUAACCCUCCGCCGACAAUAGCUGGUUUACAACGUCGUCGUCGUCAGUGCCCUUUGUUUGCGGAGAUGGGGCCUAUUUACAUUUUUAAGGAACCAAUUGGUCCAGAGAAGAUGGCACGUUUGGCUUCUAGAGGAGGUGAUGUGCUUCCUUCUUUUGGAUAUGGGGCAGGGCUACCAUGGCUAGCAGCAAAUGAACACGUGCAAGGCAUGGCAGAAGAAAGUGCACUUUUGGAUGCUGAAAUUGGAGGCUACCUUCAUCUUCUAUACCAUCCCAAUUUACUAAGUGGGCGCUACUGUCCAGAUGCUUCUCCAAGCGGUGCUGCAGGCAUGCUCAGAAGACCUGCUGAAGUUCUUGGGCAAGUACAUGUUGCUACUAGAAUGCGGCCUACAGAGGCUUUGUGGGCACUAGCCUAUGGAGGUCCCAUGUCUUUACUUCCACUUGCAGUUAGCGAUCUAGAUGAGAAAAGCUUGGAACCAAGACAAGGGAGCCCUUCUUUGUCUUUGGCCACAACCUCACUAGCUGCUUCAAUAUUCAGAAUUAUUGCCAUGGCCAUUCAACACCCAAGAAACAAUGAAGAGCUAUGCCGAACAUGGGGGCCAGAGGUUUUGUCCCGAAUCUUGACUUAUCUUUUUCAAACUUUGUCUUCCCUUGAAGCUGGAAAUCACGAUGGAGUAGGAAAUGAGGAACUUGUCGUUGCAAUUGUCUCAUUAUGUCAAUCUCAGAAAUAUAACCAUGCGCUAAAAGUGCAACUUUUUAGCACACUACUCCUAGAUCUGAAGAUUUGGAGCUUCUGCAAUUAUGGACUGCAAAAGAAACUUUUAUCAUCACUUGCCGAUAUGGUGUUCACAGAGUCAUCUGUGAUGCGGGAUGCUAAUGCUAUUCAGACGCUACUUGAUGGCUGCCGGAGAUGCUAUUGGAUUGUUCGUGAAAAUGAUUCAGUGAACACAUUUUUGCUACAUGAUGAAAUUCGUCCUGUUGGUGAAGUGAAUGCUUUGGUUGACGAACUAUUAGUAGUAAUUGAACUCUUAAUUGUAGCAGCUCCUCCUGCAUUAGCUGUGGAUGAUCUACGUUGUUUGCUGGGUUUCAUGAUUGACUGUCCACAACCUAAUCAGGUUGCCAGGGUGUUACACCUGAUCUACAGGUUGAUAGUGCAACCAAAUGCUUCUAGGGCACAGACAUUUGGAGAAGCAUUCAUAUCAUGUGGUGGGAUAGAAACACUACUUGUACUACUGCAGCGGGAAGCCAAAGCAGGAGACACUGACGAACCAGACUCGUCAUUUGAGAAUGAUGGGGCAUCACCUUCCCAGGAGUUUGAAGUUGACAGUGGCAUUGGAGUUAUCCAAAGGAAUCAUAAUGAUGAUAUUAUAGCACCCCUUGAAGAAAAGGAUCUCACUUCACAUGGAAAGGAAUUUGUCCCUGAAUCUUUUAAUAAUGAUAACAACUUUGUUGGUGUUUCAGAACGUGCGAGCAUUGAGAGAAAGGCAUCUGCCUCUGAGAACCCCUUAUUAAAAAAUUUGGGUGGCAUAAGUUUUUCUAUAAGUGCUGAUAAUGCCAGGAAUAAUGUCUAUAAUGUUGACAAAGGUGAUGGCAUUGUGGUGGGGAUUAUUGGCCUGAUAGGUGCCUUAGUUGCAGCAGGCCAUUUGAAAAUUGGUUCACAUGCUCCUCCAGAUGUAACUAGCAACCUUAUGGUUUUGCAUGAGGCUGGUGGCACCAUGUUUGACGAUAAAGUUUCUCUUCUCCUCUUUGCUCUGCAGAAGGCAUUCCAAGCAGCACCAAACAGGCUCAUGACUAGCAAUCUCUACACAGCUUUAUUAGGUGCCUCGAUAAAUGCUUCGUCAACAGAUGGUGGGCUGAGCUUUUAUGAUUCUGGUCAUCGCUUUGAACAUUUGCAGCUUUUGUUGGUUCUUUUGCGUUCACUUCCAUAUGCACCAAGUGCAUUUCAAAGUCGGGCAUUACAGGAUCUCCUGAUUUUGGCUUGCAGUCAUCCAGAAAAUAGAAAUUGCCUUACUACGAUGGAGGAAUGGCCCGAGUGGCUUUUGGAAGUCCUUAUUUCAAAUUACGAGAGAGGUGCAAGUAAAAAGUCAAAUUCUUCAAGCUUGGGUGACAUAGAAGACCUGAUUCACAAUUUUUUGAUAAUCAUGUUGGAGUAUUCAAUGCGCCUAAAGGAUGGAUGGAAGGAUAUUGAAGCUACAAUUCAUUGUGCAGAAUGGCUUUCUAUGGUGGGUGGAUGUAGCACUGGAGACCAAAGGGUCAGACGUGAAGAAUCAUUGCCUAUUUUCAAAAGGAGGUUGCUAGGUGACUUGUUGGACUUUGCUGCCAGAGAACUUCAGGUUCAGACUCAAAUAAUUGCCGCAGCAGCUGCUGGUGUUGCAUCUGUGGGGUUGUCACCAGAAGAUGCCAAGGCAGGAGCAGAGAGUGCUGCUCAACUAUCUGUGGCUUUGGUUGAGAAUGCAAUUGUGAUUUUAAUGCUUGUUGAAGAUCAUUUACGGCUACAAAGUAAACUUUAUAUUACCUCACAUAUUCCAGCUGGAUAUGUUUCCCCCCUGUCAUUGGUUUCUAUUGGUGGAGAGUCUUUGGAAGUGGCAGGUGAUAGGAAAUCAUCGUCUAGUGACACUGCAGGUCUCUCUAUUGAUGUUCUUGCUUCAAUGGCUGAUGCAAAUGGGCAAAUUUCUACAGCAGUGAUGGAACGACUUACUGCUGCAGCAGCAGCUGAGCCUUAUGAAUCUGUUGCCUGUGCUUUUGUAUCAUAUGGUAGUUGUUCUAUAGAUUUAGCUGAGGGUUGGAAGUAUAGGAGCAGAUUGUGGUAUGGUGUUGGACUUCUACCUAAAACUACAGCCUUUGGUGGGGGUGGCAGUGGCUGGGAGUCUUGGAAAUCUGCUUUGGAAAAAGAUGAUAAUGGGACUUGGAUUGAACUUCCUCUAAUCAAAAAGUCAGUUGCCAUGCUCCAAUCUUUGUUGUUAGAUGAGUCUGGACUUGGUGGUGGUCUUGGCAUUGGAGGAGGAUCUGGUACUGGUAUGGGUGGUAUGGCAGCUCUUUAUCAGUUGCUUGAUAGUGACCAACCAUUCUUAUGCAUGCUCCGAAUGGUGCUUGUUUCAAUGAGAGAAGAUGAUGAUGGUAAAGAUUGCAUGCUUCCGAGUAUAAACAAUGAGGACAGAUUGUCAGAGGGAUCACAUCAUAAUGCUAACGACUUGUCAUUCUUAAAUCACAAUUCUCGAAUGUUAACAAGGCAACCACGUUCAGCAUUGCUGUGGAGUGUGCUUUCACCUGUUUUAAACAUGCCAGUAUCUGAGUCCAAGAGACAGAGAGUAUUGGUAGCAUCUUGCGUUCUCUAUUCUGAGGUGUGGCAUGCCAUCAGCAGGGAUAGAACCCCUCUUCGUAAGCAAUAUCUAGAGGCUAUUUUACCACCAUUUGUUGCUGUUCUGAGGAGGUGGCGGCCUCUGUUGGCAGGAAUUCAUGAACUCGCUACUGCAGAUGGGUUGAAUCCUCUUGUUGUUGAUGAUCAUGCACUGGCUGCAGAUGCACUGCCUAUAGACGCUGCUCUUGCCAUGAUUUCUCCUGGCUGGGCUGCUGCUUUUGCAUCACCACCUUCUGCAAUGGCAUUGGCAAUGAUUGCUGCUGGAGCAGCAGGUGGGGAAACCCCAGCACGUGUAACAACUACACAACUUAAGCGUGAUUCAUCAUUGCUUGAGCGCAAAGUAACUCGACUUCAAAACUUUUCAAGCUUUCAAAAACCUCCAGAGGUGCCCAACAAGUCACCAGCCUUUCCAAAGGAUAAGGCUGCUGCCAAAGCUGCUGCAUUGGCUGCGGCACGUGAACUUGAACGCGAUGCGAAGAUUGGUUCUGGAAGAGGUCUAAGUGCUGUUGCAAUGGCCACAUCUGGACAGAGGAGGAGCAAAAGUGAUAUGGAGCGUGUAAACAGAUGGAGUGUUUCUGAAGCUAUGGGAACUGCCUGGACAGAAUGCUUGCAGUCAGUUGAUUCAAAAUCAGUUUAUGGGAAGGAUUUUAAUGCCCUAUCAUAUAAGUUCAUUGCUGUCCUUGUGGGAAGUUUAGCUUUAGCUAGAAACAUGCAACGAUCAGAGGUUGAUAGGCGGACACAAGUUGAUGCUAUAGCCUGCCGUCGUUUAUGUACUGGAAUACGGUCAUGGCGUAAACUCAUACAUUGCUUGAUAGAGAUGAAUUGUCUUUUUGGGCCAUUUAGAGAUGAUUUAUGCAAUCCUAAGUGUGUUUUCUGGAAGCUAGACUUUAUGGAAAGUUCUUCUAGGAUGAGGCCAUAUUUGAGGAGGAACUACACUGGGUCUAACCAUUUAGGAGCUGCUGCAAAUUACGAAGACCAUAUGGUGUUAAACCAGGUUAAAGGGGGCGACAUAAGUCCAUCUAAAACAUCUAUUUUGGCCGCUGAAGCUAUAUCAAUGGAGGUGGUGAAUGAGGAUGAGGAGCAUGAAGUCAUUGAUAAUUUAGAGGAGAUGGCAGAGGAAGGCCGACAACAUGGGGACACUGCUACAAGGUUGUCUGGAAGCACUGAGCAACCUCUACAGGUACCUGAUGAACCUGCAGAUCCUCAACCUACCAGCAGCCAGGACUUGCUGGAAAAUUCACCAGCAAUAGCCCCUGGCUAUGUUCCUAACGAACACGAUGAAAGAAUUGUUCUUGAGCUUCAAUCUUCUAUGGUCCGUCCAUUAAGGGUUCUACGAGGAACUUUUCAAAUAACAACAAGAAGAAUUAAUUUUAUUGUUGAGAGCAUUGAUAGCAUUUCUACGGGGAAUGGACUGGAUCACAGUUCUGAAAGUAGAGUUCAGGAAAAGGAUCGAAGUUGGUUGAUGUCUUCCCUACAUCAAAUCUACAGCAGAAGGUAUCUUCUGAGAAGAAGUGCACUGGAAUUGUUUAUGGUUGACCGGUCAAACUACUUCUUUGAUUUUGGGAGUGCUGAGGGGAGACGAAAUGCAUAUCGGGCUAUUGUUCAUGCCCGUCCUCCUCAUUUGAACAAUAUUUAUCUAGCAACACAGAGACCAGAACAACUCUUGAAGAGAACUCAGCUUAUGGAGCGUUGGUCUAGGUGGGAGAUCAGCAAUUUUGAAUAUCUAAUGCAACUCAACACAUUGGCUGGGCGUAGUUAUAACGACAUUACUCAGUAUCCUGUUUUCCCGUGGAUUCUUUCUGAUUAUACUUCCAAAAGUUUGGAUCUAUCAAAUCCUUCUUCUUACCGAGAUCUUUCAAAGCCUAUUGGAGCACUGGAUUCUGAUCGGUUGAAAAAGUUUCAAGAGAGAUACUCCAGUUUUGAAGAUCCUGUCAUUCCCAAGUUCCAUUAUGGUUCACAUUAUUCAAGUGCUGGAACUGUGUUAUAUUAUCUUUUUAGAGUGGAGCCAUUUACUACUCUUUCUAUUCAACUACAAGGUGGUAAAUUUGAUCAUGCAGACAGAAUGUUUUCAGAUAUUGAUGCUACUUGGAAGGGAGUUCUUGAGGAGAUGAGUGAUGUGAAGGAAUUGGUUCCUGAGAUGUUUUACCUCCCAGAGAUCUUGACUAAUGAGAACUCAAUUGAUUUUGGUACAACACAACUUGGUGAAAAACUUGAUUCUGUCAAACUGCCUCCUUGGGCCAGAAACCCUGUUGAUUUCAUUCACAAGCAUCGAAUGGCUCUAGAGAGUGAACAGGUUUCUGCACAUUUGCAUGAAUGGAUUGAUCUCAUAUUUGGCUAUAAACAACGAGGAAAAGAAGCUAUAGCCGCAAAUAAUGUGUUCUUUUACCUUACCUAUGAAGGAACAGUGGAUAUUGAUAAAAUUAUACACCCAGUACAACAACGGGCCACACAAGAUCAAAUUGCUUACUUUGGACAAACCCCAUCUCAGCUUCUAACCAUCCCUCACAUGAAGAAGAUGCCACUGGCAGAUGUGCUUCACAUGCAGACCAUCUUUCGGAACCCCAAAGAAGUCAAACCGUAUGUUAUUCCAUCUCCAGAACGCUGCAACCUACCUGCUGCUGCCAUUGAUGCAUCUUCAGAUUCUGUUAUCAUUGUUGAUAUAAAUGCUCCAGCAGCACAUGUUGCACAACACAAGUGGCAGCCGAACACCCCUGAUGGACAUGGAACACCAUUUCUUUUCCAUCAUGGAAAGGCCAGUGCGAGCUCCACUGGUGGAACAUUCAUGCGCAUGUUCAAAGGACCAACUGGUUCUGGUAUGGAGGAGUGGCAUUUCCCUCAAGCACUUGCAUUUGCAGCCUCUGGAAUUAGAAGUUCUGCCGUGGUUGCUAUCACUAGUGAUAAAGAAAUUAUUACAGGCGGGCAUGCGGAUAACAGUGUCAGACUGAUUUCAUCUGAUGGAGCAAAGACAUUGGAAACAGCCAGAUGGCAUUGUGCUCCGGUCACUUGCCUGGCUCUAUCACCUGAUGGCAACUACCUUGUUACAGGAUCCAGAGAUGCAACAGUUCUAAUUUGGAGAAUGCAUAGGGCAUCCACUCCUCAUUUAAGCAGUGUAUCAGAAUCUUCCACUGGCCCAGGCACACCAACCUCGACAGGCAGCAAUACUAUAAGAAAUGCCUUGGCAGACAAGAGUAGGAGACGGCGGAUAGAGGGUCCCACACAUGUCCUCCGAGGCCAUUUUGGGGAAAUAAUAUGCUGCUGUAUCAGUUCAGAUCUUGGAAUAGUUGUGUCAUGCUCCAACUCCUCAGAUGUUCUGCUCCAUUCAGUAAGAAGGGGUCGCUUAAUCAGAAGGCUGGACGGUGUGGAGGCCCAUGCAGUUUGCCUUUCAUCUGAUUCGGUCAUAAUAGCUUGGAACAAAUCCCUUCAUACUCUCAGCACCUUUACUCUUAAUGGGACUCUGAUAGCUAGGGCACAACUCCCUUCUACUUGCAGCAUUAGUUGUAUGGAGGCUUCUGUUGACGGACGGAAUGCUUUGAUUGCAUUGAACUCGUGUUCAGAAAAUGAGACAGCCUCUGAAACCUGCAGACAAUGGAAAUUAAUGAAAGCAGGGGUUAUGGAUGAAAGCGUGGAAUCGCAUCAAACAAAUGAUGACAGCAUAAUGGAAAUUCCAUCACCUUCAAUUUGCUUCGUUGAUCUGCAUUCGCUAAGGGUUUUUCACACAUUAAAAUUGAGGGAAGGGCAAGAUAUUACAGCCCUGGCUCUGAGCAAGGACAACACCAAUCUUCUGGUGUCAACUGCUGAUAAAGAAUUGACAAUCUUCACUGAUCCUGCUUUGAGCUUGAAGGUGGUUGAUCACAUGCUGAAGCUAGGGUGGGAAGGUGAUGGACUGAGCCCCCUGAUAAAGUGAAACUUUGAGGCCAGUGGUUUAUGAUUUUGUAAUUGUUGGAGCUUUGGCAUGAUUUUGUAUAAACAAGAAGAUACAUACCAUCAAAAGUUGAUACCACAAGGGUAAGCUGGACAGGCAAAUUUGAUAUAAUUAGCUGUUGGAGGCUGUCUUUUGUGGCUGUAACAUAUGUAUGGAAGAAAUGUAAUGCUUUGGCAUAUUAAAAUAUUACACGAGUGUGAAGUAUGUUAGAUUCAUGCAGGGUUUCUGCUGUGUUUUUUUGACUUGAUUCAGUUGUAAAUUUGCUCGUUAAUUGGGCUUUGAUCAGUAUGUUUAUUUUUAUCCCUUAUUUGGAUAUCAAUGGAAUGACAGUUCAAUAGUUAA